CCGGCCGCAGAGGGUGCCGAGCGGGCGCCGCCAGUCCCCCGCGAGCGCCGAGCUGCGCGCCCCGGGUCCCGAAGUGCCCGCGGGCGCCCGGCUGCGAAGCGCGCGCCCUUUCGGAUGCAAACACCCGGGUCGCGGGCGCCGGACCUCGCCGGGAGGGCAGCGAGGCCCCAGGUACCUAUUACACCAUUCUUUGGCGAAGGUUAUUCAGCAGUGGUGACCCCUCGCAAUCGAACACUCUGCAAAUUAUCAUCUCUGGACUCCCAGCUGACACCCUGCCGGAGGCAAGAGCUCCUAAGCCAACUGGAACUGUGCCUUUUCUCUUGUCAAGGUUUUUUUCUUACACAGGAAAAAGAAAGAAAAAAAAAAGAUGAAGUUGGGCAAAGUGGAGUUCUGCCAUUUUCUGCAGCUAAUAGCGCUUUUCCUGUGUUUCUCUGGGAUGAGUCAAGCAGAGCUCUCCAGGUCCGGAUCAAAGCCCUAUUUCCAAUCAGGGAGGUCCCGAACCAAGCGCAGCUGGGUGUGGAAUCAGUUCUUUGUGCUGGAGGAAUACAUGGGUUCAGACCCUCUCUAUGUAGGAAAGCUUCACUCUGAUGUUGAUAAAGGAGAUGGUUCCAUCAAAUACAUCUUGUCAGGCGAAGGGGCAAGUUCCAUUUUCAUUAUUGAUGAGAACACGGGGGAUAUUCAUGCUACCAAGAGACUGGACCGGGAGGAGCAGGCCUACUACACGCUCCGCGCCCAGGCGCUGGACAGGCUCACCAACAAGCCUGUGGAGCCCGAGUCCGAGUUUGUCAUCAAGAUUCAGGACAUCAAUGACAACGAACCCAAGUUCUUGGACGGCCCGUACACGGCAGGAGUUCCCGAAAUGUCUCCUGUGGGGACCUCAGUGGUACAAGUGACAGCAACAGAUGCUGAUGACCCUACGUAUGGGAACAGCGCCCGAGUGGUCUACAGCAUUCUGCAAGGACAGCCAUACUUCUCAGUGGAGCCAAAGACAGGAGUCAUCAAGACCGCCCUUCCAAACAUGGAUAGAGAGGCUAAAGACCAGUAUUUGCUUGUUAUUCAGGCAAAGGAUAUGGUUGGUCAAAAUGGAGGACUCUCAGGAACUACGUCAGUCACCGUGACCCUAACUGAUGUCAAUGAUAACCCACCUCGCUUUCCUCGAAGGUCUUACCAGUAUAACGUCCCAGAGUCCUUGCCAGUGGCCUCCGUUGUGGCCAGGAUCAAAGCGGCUGAUGCAGAUAUAGGCGCUAAUGCUGAAAUGGAAUACAAAAUUGUGGAUGGUGACGGACUGGGGAUUUUCAAGAUUUCUGUUGAUAAAGACACCCAGGAAGGCAUCAUUACUAUACAGAAGGACCUGGAUUUUGAAGCCAAAACAAGUUACACACUCCGGAUAGAAGCUGCAAACAAAGAUGCCGACCCUCGCUUUCUAAGCCUGGGACCAUUCAGUGACACGACAACAGUGAAGAUAAUUGUGGAGGAUGUGGACGAGCCCCCCGUGUUUUCCUCACCUUUGUACCCCAUGGAGGUGUCAGAAGCUACCCAAGUUGGAAAUAUCAUUGGCACUGUAGCAGCUCAUGACCCAGAUUCUUCCAACAGCCCUGUGAGGUAUUCAAUUGACAGAAACACAGACUUGGAGAGAUACUUUAAUAUUGAUGCCAACAGUGGAGUUAUUACAACUGCCAAAUCUUUGGAUCGAGAGACAAAUGCUGUUCAUAAUAUCACAGUUCUCGCAAUGGAGAGCCAGAAUCCAUCUCAAGUCGGAAGAGGCUAUGUGGCCAUUACUAUACUUGACAUCAAUGACAACGCCCCCGAAUUUGCUAUGGACUACGAGACCACUGUGUGUGAAAAUGCCCAGCCAGGGCAGGUUAUCCAGAAGAUCAGUGCUGUGGAUAAAGAUGAGCCAUCCAAUGGACACCAGUUUUAUUUCAGCUUGACAACUGAUGCAACAAAUAACCACAACUUUUCAUUGAAAGAUAACAAAGACAACACAGCUUCCAUUCUCACCAGGAGAAAUGGCUUCCGGAGACAAGAACAAUCUGUUUACUAUCUGCCGAUCUCCAUCGUGGACAGUGGAUCGCCGUCCCUCAGCAGCACCAACACUCUCACCAUCCGCGUCUGCGACUGUGAUGCCGAUGGGAUCGCUCAGACCUGCAAUGCGGAGGCCUACGUUCUACCCGCCGGCCUCAGCACAGGAGCCCUGAUUGCCAUACUCGCCUGUGUCUUGACAUUACUGGUGUUGAUCCUCCUGAUCGUCACCAUGAGGAGACGGAAAAAAGAGCCUCUCAUUUUUGACGAGGAGAGAGACAUCAGAGAGAACAUCGUGAGGUACGACGACGAAGGGGGCGGAGAGGAAGACACGGAAGCGUUCGACAUGGCCGCCCUGAGAAAUCUGAACGUCAUCAGAGACACCAAGACUCGCAGGGACGUGACUCCAGAAAUUCAGUUCUUGAGUCGACCCACUUUUAAAAGCAUCCCAGACAAUGUCAUUUUUCGAGAAUUUAUCUGGGAAAGACUGAAGGAAGCUGAUGUGGAUCCCUGUGCUCCCCCGUACGAUUCCUUGCAGACGUACGCCUUUGAAGGGAAUGGCUCCGUGGCCGAAUCCCUCAGCUCCUUGGAUUCCAUCAGCUCAAACUCUGACCAGAAUUAUGACUACCUGAGUGACUGGGGGCCUCGCUUUAAACGACUUGCAGAUAUGUAUGGAACCGGCCAGGAGAGUUUGUACUCAUAGCCCCGGGACCUUAAUUUGAAAUGUACUGAAGAAAAAGUAAAAGCAAAAAAAACCACAAAAAACAAACAACAAAAAAACCAACAAAAACAAAAAAUAACAAAAAACCCCACUCCGUACAGAAAACAAGAACUCGACUUACUAGAGAAAACUUGUAAAUAUCUCUCCAUUUUUAACUGUUUAGGUUUCUGCCUUGGUGAAGCAUAACUUCAUUAGACUUAUCCAAGGGACUGCACUGACCGCAGACUCUGAGCAUUUGAAGGCUUUUUGAUAAAACGAAAUGCUCAGUGGUUUGUGAAUAGAUAGCAACUCUCAGAUACCUGCAAAGCACCUAACCUCGAUGAGGAAGUAGUGGCCUGUGUUGUCCGUGAACCAAGCGUACCCUGUACCUACCUUCACGGUACUGCCCAUGAGAAGAACACAACUCGAUGAGCCAUUGAAAAGUCCUGGAACUUCUUGCGUAUCAAAACUUGGGACAAAUUUAAUUUCCAGUGAUGCUUUUAGCUUGCUAGAUUAUAGAAUCCAGCAGCAUUUUAUUGCUGUUGGGUAACAAAUAUAUUUCAUUUAGCAAUAUAUAAAUUCUUAGAAAAUCCUCCCCAAACCUCCAACACAAGCCAAUAAAAUGUGAUGUAAGGCAACAUAAACUGUUGUUUUGCAAAAAUAAAUUAUGAAGUGUUCCAAACAAGAAAAAGGUAAAUCAUUCUUUAAGUUUGCCGUCAUUUUGAGAUGCUUGUGUAGGUAUGAAAAAAGUUGCUGUCUAUUCAUUGAUGUUGAUUAUCUCUUCUGAUUUAUACAGGAGACUAUCUUUCCUUUCUUUUUUAUUUGACACAUGGUGUUCUAUUUAUUUUGGAGCUCCAAUCUCCACUGAAUUCAGGUCCAUCUGACUGCCUCAUAGCAUUAAACUCGUCAGAACAUGCUGAUUUUUCUCCAGUCUGAGCUACAUGAAGGAAAGGAAGCAUGGAAAUGGAGAAAAAAAUAGUAGAGCGGUUGAGCUUUGCUGCUGUUCACAUCUCAGAGAGGAGCACAGCUACAAGGACGUAUAAGUCGUUCAUCUGAGCCAUUAGAAUGUACCAAACAGUGGAAUAAAAUAUUUGUAUUUUAGAAAGGUUUCAGAAUUGAUUUUUUUUUGAUGCAAGAUUUUUCAAGGUCAUAAGUUCUAUAUGCUCCAAAGAUUUUGAGAAUUUGUUUUCCCCAGCUUCCUUUACUGUAAACAGAUUGAGUAAAAGACCUUUUUUUUUUUUCACUAUAGCUUAAACAAUGUAAUGCUAUAAAUUUCAAAAAUCCAUCUUUAAAUUCUGAUGCUAAUUUGUUCCUCAAGAAUUAACCAAGCAAUGUAGGAUUUCUGUACUGGUUUAGAUGUGCCAAAAUGAAGAGAGCAAUUUCCAGUGAUCACGUGCUUAAAUUUGAGACAGGCUUCUUAGGAUAAGAACUUUAUGACUAUAAUAUUUCCACCUAUCAUUUUUUUCCUGGAAUAGCACUAGUUUAGUGUACAUAUAUUUCAAUAAGAAUGGAUUUUUUUCUUUCAUUUCUCUUUUUAAAAAUAAUUUAUCAGGUUCCUAAUAAAUCUACAGGUAGUGGACACUGUAUAGGAAACGACAUUUUAAAAGUGCUUCUUUCUGAAGGACAAACACUGGAAUCAGAAUAUCAAUAUUUUGAUUACAUGAGGAGAAACUAGGAUUCUGUAAACCUUCAGUUCAUCUUUAGAAAUAAAGCACGCGAACGUGGCCUUCAGCUUCAUCAAACUAAAUAAUUCAAUAAAUCUGAUUAUCUACAAACAGUCCUUUCACUUGAAUAAAGUUUUGUAAACAUUGUUUCAGGACUAGAUAGAUAUGCCUCUUGAUGAAUAUACACAUAUAUGAAAAACUCCUAACAAAGAUUCUGUUCAUGACUUUUAGUCACAUAUGUAAGUUUUUCAAAUAAAAAAAAAAUACAUAGUACACUUACCCAGUUCAAUAAAAACAGAGUGUGGUGCAGGAAUGAUAUAGGUGUUAAAUCAGCAAGGUGCUGAGAAAACAGUUUUGUAAUAAUCCCCUUGUCUGCAGGAAGAUAAAAUACUUUAGUACAUUUGGAUUAUGAUGUCAAAACUGCUGAUAGUUGCACAUAUCACUAAAUGGAGGUUUGAAUGUAUUAUAGAAAAGAAACAUCACAUCAUUCACCCAUUCACCUUGCUUUUUCUUGUUUUCAAGUAUAUAUAUAUAUAUAUAUAUAUUUUUUUUUUCUUUCACAUUUGCCGGUCAUAGAUUGGGAAAAGAAAAGCUCAGAUUUAAAUAAAGAUUUGAAAUUCUUGCAUAUACCCAUUGCUCUUUUAUGUGUGAACAAUCACAUCAAUACAGAAUAAACUUGCUUCAGUGGCAUUUUUUAAAAAUGCUUGAGAUGGCCGAAAGAAUGUCCCUACUUUACAUGACAUUUAUAUGAAUCACUCUAGCUAAGCCUACUGGUAAUAGAAGUGAAUUGGUUAUUUUUGUUUUCCAUUUUCCUCUAAAAUCUAAUGCUAUGUAUGAUUAUCUCCACAGUAUGUGAGAGGCACUGGAAUAGCUGAUUGAUAAAAUCAAUGUUAAACCUAGUUAGGACAUUCUCUAAAAACAUUUAUAUAAAAACUUAUAUCUAGUUACUAAAAUUCAGUGGUAUCCUGGAACCAGCUAGAACCAGCUCCUAAGAACCAAUGACCUACAUCUCUUCUCAACCCUCCUUCUAGAGAGAUCAUUUUGGUGGAUUGAAGUUAGCCGUGGGGUAAUAUUGAGACCACCACGGAAAGCAGCAAACACUCCCUGUUUUUCCUGGAGAGCCAGUUUUUAAAUAUUUACCAACAUUUCACUGCUUGAAUUGCUUUAUAAAGGAAACCUCAUGACAGUAAAUAUAGUAUGACUGAAUAUCAAAUAAUGACAUGAAAGAAAUGUAUGCUCUAUCCUACUACUAAACAUAGAUGUAUGUGAUACUCCCUAUUAUGAAGUCUUUGGAGCUACAAAUACAAAGGCUCCACUUCAUUGUGGGAAGUAAUGGCUUAAUAAUUUCCAGGGAAGACAGUAGUAUGGGAAGCCAAUAAAUUUAAAUAUUUUCCAUUUGUCCAUCUGGGGCCACCAUUAGAAACAAGGUGCACAAAGUAAUGCAUGUUUUUGCCACUUUAAUUUCUUAAAAAUGUUUGCAUUUUACUUGUUAACUGUCCAUGUAAAGGAAGUAUGCCCAAGCCCCAGUUCUGAAUUAUCACUGGAUAAUUUUAAAUCAGCAUAAAGACUAUGCAAACUAAAUCUUACCAAGAACAUGGGCAUUUGCAGAUCAAGCCUAAAUUAUCAUUCUAGAUUCACAGAUCAAUUUCUACGUUAAAGCAAUACUCUAAGGUCAGUGGCAGACCAAAAUUAAGGAGACAACAAGAAAAGAUCACCUCUGUGAAAGCAAUGAGUAGAUCUUUCUGUAAGCCAUUAGAUGAAGCUGGUAAACUUCUUCCUUUGACUGGAAGCUCACACUGGAGGCUGACCACAGUGGGGAUUAGGUAAAUGAAGGACACAGACAGGAAGCAAUCAUAUUUAGGUAAGGAUAGCUGCCUUUUCACUCUGCCCUCUGAGGAUGUUUUAAAUUAAAAUUUUAGCUUCAUGCACAAUUACGUUUACCACACUAAUGAUGAGCAGGCACUGGCAAUUAUUCUCAUAUAAAAAGUGUAGUUCUAUAAAAUGUGAGUGAUAUUUGUGCCCAAAGAACUUCC
Lutra lutra (Eurasian river otter) is the source of this 6419-nucleotide messenger RNA. It is a transcript of the gene CDH7, whose product is annotated as cadherin 7. The transcript has 12 exons. The record is from RefSeq and is a predicted model, not a curated record. Gene Ontology annotation, cellular component: catenin complex; adherens junction; plasma membrane. Bases 368 to 2725 code for a protein of 785 amino acids. Gene Ontology annotation, biological process: adherens junction organization; cell morphogenesis; multicellular organism development. Gene Ontology annotation, molecular function: calcium ion binding; cadherin binding. NCBI's taxonomy places the organism in Eukaryota, Metazoa, Chordata, Mammalia, Carnivora, Mustelidae.